AUGCGUCGAAGCUUCAUAACCCCCGCACUUCCUUUUCACCGCCGGCGGUACCAAAAACAGAGCGCCUACCGGCCCUCCUGGCUCACCCCCGGGCUUACCUCGCACCAGCUGCUCGAUGCCGGGGUGGGGGCGCGGCAAAACGCGAGUCGGAAGAACAUCAAAAAGGCCCAACGGCCCUUCGCGAAUUAUUUUCGCGCGGAGUUCCGCUGCUCCGACGUGGCGGGGGGCGGCAAAGCGCCGCGCUCGGCCUACGCCGCGGUCCGGCUGAUGACGGAUCCGACGACGCUUUGGGUGGCCCCGUGGGGGCGGCAACGCGGCCGCGGCCUCAGCCGCACCCACCACAAACGCCAGGACGCGCUCGAGCCCGCGGGGCCGAUCUUCGGCGAGGACGCUUUGGAUCCCCUCCUCAGGCGGGUUUUGGCCCUGCGGGACGCCUGGGAUGGCGAGGACGCGCUGCGGACGACGGGAUUAAUACCGCGCGGGAUGGUUGGGCUUUGCGCGCACGCCUCCCCCGACGCGCGUGGGCGAUCGCACUCCUUUCCCGGGCUUUCUCAGGCGCACCAGGGCGAUGAGGAGAUCCUCCAGAUCGAUGGGAUCCCGGUGAUCGUGCGCCGUCCUACAGGCUCGGGCCACCCCCUGAGGGGCGAUUCCGGGGUGAAUGCGAUUCCGUCUUUUAUAGCCGACAUCGCCCGUGGGCCUUUUCUCUCGGCCCCCCGCAAUCCCGCGCUGACGUUGCGUUGGCAGGCCGCGAAUCGCCGCGCGGACGGCGUCUCCGAAGUCCUCCAACUCCACCGGCAGAUCCCGACGGCCUCGGUCGUGGGGCUCCCACCGCGCUCGGCGCUUUUACUGCUUUUCGCCCUGGCGACGCUCGAGAUCGAGGCCCCGGGGCUCGAGGUCUCGAUUGGGAUCGCGAUGGGCGAGAAUUAUCACGGCUACGACGGCGACGACUGCCUUGGGGUCCUGCGUUGUUUGAGACGCCUGGCUUUCGUGCGUGGCCUCCCCACCAUCAGCCCCCCACCGGUGUCUUCACCCCCGCCCGCUUUGCAUUGGGAGGGGGGAUCUGCUAGAACGCCGCAUCUUUAUCGUCAUGCGUUUCUAACCGACGGGCUUUUAGGGCGGUAUAUCGCCGAUACCGCGCCGUUUUUGGCCGCCAAGGUCUGGGCUCGGCUUCCCGAGCAGAGCGAAGCCCUUCUCCGGCGUCGGCUUUAUCUUGACUGGAUCGAUUUACUUUAUUUGGCCCUCGAGGCCAACGGGAAUCGAUUGCCAAGAAAGCUACCGAGUCCGUCUAGCGCCGCGGCGUACGCCUCGAAGUAUCUUUUUCUUCGCCAUACCCUGCGGAUUGACGAGCCCACCAUGGCGAACUUUGUCGAGCGGAUGCGGGGGGAAUCCCACCCUCAUCGCUUUCAUGCGUCUUUGAAGUCCGGCAAAACAAGGGCGGAGGACGGCAAUUCGGAAAGUGUGAACGACGUGAAUUCUGACGAAAUCAUCGAGGCCGAUGUGACUCCCCGGGCCUCUGUUAUUGCUGAGGACGGCAAUAGUGAAGCGGCCCCUUUUAGAAGGCCGGACGAGGAUCAUGAAAGAAGCCUCAUCUUGUGGAUGAGUGCUUCUUUUUUGGUCCGUCUGAUUAGCGAGGCGCUUGGCGAUGUGCUCAAUCACGUCGGGACUUAUUUAGAGCAGCGGGCGCGGCUUUUAAGCGAUGAUGGACUCGUCGAGGUCGUUCGCCCUGGCCACUUGGAGGAUUUACUGCCUUCCAAAACACGAAUUGCGGAAUGCGGGACCGAAUCCCGGCAUUCCGCAAUUCCCGAUUCAGGCGUAAUCGGGCGGUGUGGUAUCAUUCGCGAUCAUUUAGAGGCGUAUUUGGAUCGUUUGAUGUUGUAUCGUCCGCGAAUCGCCGGGGAGGUGACCCACCUUCUGGGCCGGCAGCGACCCAAGCGGGUUCGCGUGCGGUUAUUGCCGUAUGAAUCCUUUCCCGAGCUUACCCACAGCCUCCCACGGCCCGUUCGAAAAGUAAUGGAGCAGGCCGGACUCGCGGCGCGGUCGCAAAAGCUGCCCGAUGCUUCUGCUCAACCGUUAUCCCACCCUCAGGGCUUAAUUCCUGAGGAAUAUCCCACCGCAACCCCGGCGAAGCCGGCCCCGAGGGCGUCCUCGACGCUCGCCUCGCACCUCGCGCAGUCGACGUUGGCCUCCCAUCAUUUGGGAAGGGCGGCGGAUGCGCUGAGUUGGUCCACGAUGAUUUUACGCCAUUGUUUGGCGAUGGUACGUGGGCUUCCCCCGCUGGAUUUUAGCACCCCCGCCUCCCCUUCCGCCGCCGCUCAACGACAAACGCAUUGCCGUCGCUUUGCCAAAGGGAAGAUCCAGAUGUUGAUGGAUGAGCUUUUCUUUUAUAUCCCGUGGGAGAAAAUGGAGUCCGACAUCGAGCCCCUGCUGGCGUCCGAGGGAGGGGAGGGGCGGACGGCGGAUUCGCACGGGCCAUCCUUUUGCACCUCCUUCCCCGAUGCGCCCUCCCAGGACGAUGCGCGGAGGGGCCGCAUCUUAUUGCGUGAUCUGCAAAUGUGUGUGGAGGAGUUCCAGCUUUCGGUUUCGGACCUUCUCGAGGCCUAUGAGGGGUUCUUCAGCCAAGAAAAAGAGGGUGUGGAGGUUACCAGGGAUGAUAGUCCAAAAUGA
Molecule: messenger RNA, 2664 nt
Organism: Phytomonas sp. Hart1
Lineage: Eukaryota; Euglenozoa; Kinetoplastea; Trypanosomatida; Trypanosomatidae
Source: the annotation of a GenBank genome assembly